Molecule: messenger RNA, 4178 nt
Organism: Aplysia californica (California sea hare)
Lineage: Eukaryota; Metazoa; Mollusca; Gastropoda; Aplysiida; Aplysiidae
Product: N6-adenosine-methyltransferase catalytic subunit
Exons: 17
Coding region: 113-1819 (568 amino acids)
Cellular component (GO): RNA N6-methyladenosine methyltransferase complex; nucleus
Molecular function (GO): mRNA (2'-O-methyladenosine-N6-)-methyltransferase activity; mRNA m(6)A methyltransferase activity
Source: RefSeq, a predicted model, not a curated record
AGUCAAACCUGGACAACAUUCGCGAUUAAAAAUGGCAGCGCCCAUGUAGACUGACUAUUAUUACAAUUCAAAUUUUAAGAGUUGUUUUCGUGAAAAGAACUAUCCUGUCAUCAUGUCGGAUGCUUCGUGGAGCGACAUCACCGCUCUUAAAAACAGGCAGAGCAGCCUGAGAGCGAAAAUGCUUGAAAGACGCAAGCAAAGAGAAGGCUUAGCUGCCGAACUAACAAGUAGUGGAGGAGCUCCCACAAUUGUUCCUGCUGUUCCAGGCAUUGCUGGGCCGGCCGCGGUGCCCGCAGGAGAGCAAUUUAUGCCGAUUGGUGGGAAGAGUUUGAUCAAGUCGACACCAGCCAGUUCGAGUCCAGUUCCCAUGAAGCCAGAGCCAUUGAAGGAACCAGUCAAAGUUGACCCAGAAGUUGAGAAAAAGUUGUUGAUGGUGUUAUGUGACAUCAGUCUUGACAUUCCUUCAGAUUCUAAGGUGAUUGUGGAGCACACCUCUCGGCUGAUGGAACGAGAAGUCGAUUUGGCUCUAGUGGAACAGCUACUGUGCAAGUUGGCAACCCAGAAAUUUAUCAGCAUCAUCAAAUCAGAAGGCAAUGGGAGUCUGAUUGUAAACUCACUGGAUUUGAGCAAGCUAUCUUCCGUAACGACAGGGCAGAGCAGAAAACGGAAGCGUGACAGUGAUGAUGAGGAAGAAGAUGAUUCAAGCUCAAGACAGACAAAGACCUCGACAGCCCCAGAAUCAGGGGACAUCGAGAGUUUGCUGUCUAUGCAGUCGACUAAAGAACGGGAGGAGAAAAAGCUCAAUGAAGAAAUCCAGGCCUUACUUGUUACUCAGACAGCAAAGGAGCAGUACUUGGUGGAAAAAUUCAAGUCUAGAGGAGGACCGCAGUUACAAGAGUUCUGCCAGUAUGGGACCAGAGAGGAGUGCCAGAGAACAGGGCCGGAGGGUGUCAACUGCAAGCGGCUGCAUUUCAAGAAGAUUAUCAAGAAACACACAGAUGAGUCUCUAGGCGACUGUUCCUUUCUGAACACCUGUUUCCACAUGGAUACGUGUAAAUAUGUCCACUACGAGAUUGACUACCCUGAGCAAAGGUUUCCUUCGACUGACCUCAUGAAAAAAGAAGCUGCAUUGGGAAAAAUGCCGUCAGAGAUUGGGGAUGAUGGAAGUGUACAGAUGUUCCCCCCGCAGUGGAUCCAGUGUGACUUGCGUUACUUUGACAUGUCUACGCUGGGCAAGUGUGCUGUGGUGAUGGCUGACCCCCCCUGGGACAUCCACAUGGAACUUCCGUACGGCACCAUGGAGGACAACGAGAUGAGGAGGCUGGACAUACCUGGACUGCAGGACGAGGGCUUCAUCUUUCUCUGGGUCACUGGGAGGGCUAUGGAGCUGGGCAGAGAGUGCUUAGAGCUGUGGGGGUAUAAGCGGGUGGACGAAAUCAUCUGGGUGAAGACCAAUCAGCUGCAGAGAAUUAUUCGCACUGGCCGUACAGGGCAUUGGAUCAAUCAUGGCAAAGAGCACUGCUUGGUCGGUGUGAAGGGCAACCCAAAGGGAGUGAACAAAGGCAUGGACUGUGAUGUCAUCGUAGCUGAGGUUCGCGCUACAAGUCACAAGCCAGAUGAGAUCUAUGGCAUCAUAGAGCGAUUGUCUCCUGGCACUCGCAAAGUGGAAUUGUUCGGUCGACCUCACAAUGUGCAACCCAACUGGAUCACUUUAGGCAACCAAGUGGAAGGCGUUCGUCUCAAGGAUCCGGAUAUUGUCAAGUUGUUCAGAGAGAAAUAUCCUGAUGGCAACUGCAUGGUACCUCCGCAGAACAGAUGAGGGAGUGAAAUAAGGCUGCUACUUGAAUGGGGACUCAGAUGUUUUCUUGGAAAAGAUGAGACAUAGAAAUGACACAGCUUGUAUUUGUCAAAAGUACUGGUGUAUGGACUAAUGCGAAGGUUCUUCAGUGUUUUUAUCUUGUCUCAGCCAAAAAACUAAAGGAUUCCUUUGGUGGAAGUGUAAAGCAACAAACGAAACCCUCAUCAUUGUUUACUUUACACUUGACUUAUUGAGAGUCUUCUUCGGUCCAUCCUGGUCUGUGGAUUUUAAACAAAUUGUAAAACAAUUUGAAAGCUCUUUCUCAGAUGUGUCCAACAGAACGAUGGAGAAAUUACUUAAGCUGAUGAGUUUUGUAAUACAAUGGGCAGAACAAGUUUCAUUCCCUUCCGUUAUUUAGAAUUUUGGCGAGGAAAAGUUUGUUAUUUUGUGCAGUGAUGAACAGACUUCAGUUGUAAAAUUUGAAAUGGAACUGAACAGUAGUGUACUUCCAGCAAUGAGUGGGAUAUUCUGGGCUUUUAUUGAAUGUGGACAACGUGCGAGGUGUGUGAACUUGAUUGAGAUUAUACGUCUCUAGGUCUUAAAGUGAUUUUUGUGGUGGAAGAGAUGAAAUUGUUCUAUUAUUGUGUUUUGUAUAAAGACGACUUUGGAUUUAUAGCUCAAUGUUUUUCUUUUGAUCAAAAUGGUAGUAAUGUUGGACAUUUUAUGUUUUCACAUGCUACCUUUUAAGAUGAAAGGCUUUUUUUCUCCAGUGAGUUAUGGGUUUGGGUUUUCAUCACUACUGUGAUGACAGAAGUACUAUGAACAUGAAGUUCCUUAGAAUGUUUAAUUGAUUUGCCGCUAGACAAAAAAAAAAGGAAAUGAUUGUCUAACAUUUCCACAGUGUUGACAAUAGAUUGUUGAUUGGGGCUUUUGCAUUUUUUUGUCAUGGUUUCAUGAAAAGCAGGAACAGUUGUUGUACUGUGAGCUCUUUUUACCAGUUUAAAUCAGAAUGACUGAGUUUGCAAGUCCUUUGUUGAAGAUAAUUUUCUACGAAAUGUAUCGAUGUUGUUUUAUGGAGCUCAGGAUAUUCAUGAUGUUUCUCUCUUACGUUAUAUCAACCUCAUUGACUUAUUCAUAGCCUAUGUUUCUGUUUUGCUUUGCAAUACGUGCAUUUAGAACUUUUCGUCACAAAAUUCUGAUUUUACUUACGCCAUGUUUGGUAACCUGCUAGGCAGGAUUACUGUAGUGACAGUCAAGGAACAUUUCUAUUUCCAAUGACUGUGUUUAUUGUCAAGUUCUUUAUCGUCAUAUUGUGAUAAAGAUGAAAUUGAAGGGUACUACCUGCUUAUAUGACUUGGUGUUUUCAAUAACGUAUUAUAAUGAUUUUUAACUCUAUAACCGGGAAAAUAUUUUCCUCGCUUUGACGGAAUUUUUUUCCAGAUCUCUUGAAAUACAUAAUGGGGUAUACAUGAAAAAUGUUCAUAACAUUGCUGAAACUGUGUCAAAGGGAAAGAGGAAGUAGUUUGUAUAUUUAUCAAACUUCUCUGAUAGUUUGUAUAUUUAUCAAACUUCUCUGGGUCAAAAUAAAUCUGCUAGAAUUUGUAAGAGAUUGAAUUAGCCAGUAUUCCUUUGUGCCCUCUGCGAUCUGAUCAGACGCUGGGACCGCCCACUCUGAGACUGGGUGAGUUUCACUGCACACUCCCAUCAUCCCCUCAGGGUAAUUGAGUGAACUCCCAAGUCAUACGACAGUACUCAGAGAAUGUGGCAGCAUCAAAGUGAAUGUUUCUGACUUGGUAGGAAAAGAUAAUAAGUUAACUAGAAUACAUAAUGAGAUGCUGUUUCUUUUGAGAGAAGCAGCUACCUUCGAGGAAUAUUUGUGUUGUGUCAGAGAGAUGAAUUUCAUGUAAUUAAUAUCUUGUUCUGGUUUGCGCAUGUAGGCUAUCUGUCUGUGUGUUGCUAUUGUUCAGUGAUAAAAAUACACCUCAGAGUAGAGUUUAUGGUUUGGCCCAAGGGUGGUAAAUCCCAUCAAACAUUUACCUUUCACAAUGAAUAAUAUGAAAAUUAACUCCAGAAUAUUUUUCACCAACACAUAAAAAUAGUCUUCCGAUUUUUUUGUUCUGUCCUUUUUAUUAGUUAGUUCCCGAAGGAACAAGUAGUUAUUUCACAGACAGUAUUUAGUCAAAAUUGUACAGACUUUCCACAUUUAUCAUACAUUUUCAUAUGUGUAUUUCUCGUGUGUUCAAUUCAUUUCAAACAUGUAAACGAUUCCUGAGAUCAUACAUUUACAUAAUGCAAAAUUCUAACUCACUUCGUGAUGAUGAAUUUAUGUAUAAACACAUUUCAUGUCUUUGUAAUGAUAUUAAAUUGAUGAAUUCGUCUC